UAUGGCAGAAUGGCCCUGUUAAACUUUCCCUGUUUUGCAUUCCCUUCAGGACAGGUGCUCUCUCAGUGCCAGCUCACUGUUUGCCUCUUGUCUCCGGGGCAGGGAGGGGAGUCAACGUCACGGCGGAGGAGGAGGUGGUUAAGAAAGUCAGUCUACCUUUUAAAACUUCACACGCAGAGGGGAUAGGCUUGCAGUUGCUUGCAGACUUCUCCGAAGGUGGAUUGGCUACCUAUUGGCUGUAAGGUCGGCAUGGAAGAAGGGAGUGGAUUAUUGAAAGAAGGCUUUCUUGUUAAAAAGGGACAUGUUGUCCACAACUGGAAAGUAAGAUGGUUUGUUCUUCUCCAAGACAGACUGCUCUAUUAUAAGAUUGUGGGAGGAAAGAAAGAGCUUUCUCCAAAGGGUAGGAUUCUUCUGGAUGGCUGCACUAUGACUUGCCCAUGUUUGGAGUACGAGAACAGGCCGUUGGUCAUUAAACUGAAGACAAAAACCAACACAGAAUAUUUCCUUGACACUUGCUCUCGAGAAGAGCGUGAUGCUUGGGCUCUGGAUAUAACUGGUGCUAUUCAUGCUGGCAACCCAGUGCAAGUCCAGCAACUUCACCUCAUGAAAAAUUCCUUCAAACUGCCCUCGCACAUCAGCCUGAAUCACAUUGUGGACAAAAUGCAUGACCCCAGCAAUGGAAUUAAGCUGACUCCCAACACAGAACAAGGCAGCACAUAUAAAGAAAGCUUUACAGGCUCUAUCCUGGUGGACUGGCUGAUUUCUAAUAGUUUUGCAGCUUCCCGGUUGGAAGCAGUCACCCUGGCUUCUAUGCUGAUGGAUGAAAAUUUCACCAAGCCUGUCGGAGCCCGUAGUGUUGAAGCCAUGAGGAAUGGUGAUUUGGCUGACCAGUUUUUGGAUGACUCUACAGCUCUGUACACAUUUGCUGAAAGCUAUAAGAAGAAAGUCUCCUCCAAAGAAGAGAUUCAUCUUAACAUUCUUGAACUGAGUGGCACCAUUGUAAAACAAGGCUUUUUAAUAAAACAGGGCCACAAGAGAAAAAAUUGGAAGGUGAGGCGCUUUAUUCUGAGAGUGGACCCUGCUUUUCUACACUAUUAUGACCCCACAAAGGAAGGUAACCGGCCAGUUGGGGGAUUCUCUCUCCGUGGCUGCCUUGUCUCAGCAUUGGAAGAUAAUGGAGUCCCAACAGGAGUGAAAGGAAAUGUGCAGGGCAACCUCUUCAAAAUCAUCACAAAGAAUGACAUUCACUACUAUAUACAGGCCAGUUCCAAGGCAGAGAGAGCAUGCUGGAUUGAAGCCCUCAAACAGCUAACAUAAGAAAUGUGCAAAGGUUUAUGUGGAGGACAAAGGGAAACUCAUGACUUAGCUUGCUGCUUUGAGGGUAUACAAUGGUUGGUUUUUUAUAUGUGUGAAUGAGUUGUUUCAGCCAAGCAUGAAGCCUGCAUCUGACAAAUCUAUACCACGAAGGCAGGAAGUUUAAUGUGUGCCUAUUUUAGUCAGGCUCCAUGUGUUAUCCAAGAUAACUAUGCAUCAUUUUCCUGGAACCAUUCUGGAAUUCCGAAUAUUUGACCAGGUACCUUCAUCUGAACGAAGCUAAAUUGCCUGACACAGAGUUUGACAAACGUAGGGUCCAUCCAUACCUAAUAUCAAAAUCCACAUUUUACAUAUUCGGUUGGUGGCCUUGAGAUCCAAACAAGUCCUGUUUAUGCUCAGAUUUAUUUUUCAAAACCCAAAUUUUCAGACAUCAUGUGGGCAUUUUAUUUUUUUGUCUAUUUCACUUUUGCAUUUUGUCACACCUCCAAGUCCACCCCUUUAAGGUGAUUGGUCCAUAAAGACACACCCCUGGAAGAGCUUGAAAACCUAUUUGCAAUAUUUUUUAAUUGAAGCGCAUGCGCGUAUUUGUAUUUAUGUAGGGAAAAAAGACCCAGAACUUGGGUAGAGAAUUAACGGAUUAGGGUCAGACAUAUGAGGGAGGGUCUGUGAGAAUGAGUUUAGAAGGAGGACUGAGAGCCUACUCAGAAAUCAGAGGAGCAGAUAUUUUCCAUUGUGGUCUGAUAAGGGGCUGCAGAAAAUGGUUACCUGCAAGAAAGGAAAGAAGGAGCUAGAAAGAAAGGUGUUUGCUAAACGUUAAUUGACCCUUUUGUUUAAAGGUAUCAAAACAUAAACAGGAAAACUUUGCAAAACGGCAAAGUUAACAGUACCUCCCCAAGUGCAAGCAAAAUAAAUUUUGGGGCCCUAGAACAGAAAAUAUUAUUUAUUAUAGGCAGAAGUACGUGAUGGAAGGAGGGAGGUGGGGAAAUUGCUGGUCUAAUACUUUUCUUCAUUUUACUUGUGGGAAAUUAAUUUGUAGAGGAUAAGGAGGCUAGAUACGUCAAUAUGGGUAAUGACUGCAGAUUGAACUACAAACUGCAUGUCCAACAUAAUAUCAUUUGGAAAAAUAGUUUCUGUAUGGCAAGCAGUGUCUUGUUUUAAACAAACAAACCAGAAGUGUCCUGGGAAACAUUUAACAUUGCUAGUUAUUGAUGUAUCAUUACAGAACAUUAAUUAUCAAAAAUAUAUCGGUUUAGGGUAUAUUUUAAUGAUCUCCUGUAUGUUUAUUUUUUGUAUGACUUGUAUUUGUAUUUUUCUGUAUUUCUGAUUUGACUAUUUAUUUUGUAGCUGUAA
Molecule: messenger RNA, 2664 nt
Organism: Rhineura floridana
Lineage: Eukaryota; Metazoa; Chordata; Lepidosauria; Squamata; Rhineuridae
Gene: PLEK2
Product: pleckstrin 2
Exons: 9
Coding region: 250-1317 (355 amino acids)
Biological process (GO): actin cytoskeleton organization; intracellular signal transduction
Cellular component (GO): plasma membrane
Source: RefSeq, a predicted model, not a curated record